Molecule: messenger RNA, 2789 nt
Organism: Thecamonas trahens ATCC 50062
Lineage: Eukaryota; Apusomonadida; Apusomonadidae
Product: WD repeat protein SAZD
Exons: 2
Coding region: 1-2739 (912 amino acids)
Biological process (GO): endonucleolytic cleavage in 5'-ETS of tricistronic rRNA transcript (SSU-rRNA, 5.8S rRNA, LSU-rRNA); endonucleolytic cleavage to generate mature 5'-end of SSU-rRNA from (SSU-rRNA, 5.8S rRNA, LSU-rRNA)
Cellular component (GO): nucleolus; small-subunit processome; 90S preribosome
Molecular function (GO): protein binding; U3 snoRNA binding
Source: RefSeq, a predicted model, not a curated record
AUGGACGCCAUCGAUAUCUCGCUGGCGCUGCGGACGGCGUUUGGCAAGGAGCGGAGCUUCACACGGUUCUACACGGGAGGCCCGCUGGCGGUGAGCUCUGCGGUGGCGCGGCAGGAUGCGCUCCGCGGUCAAGUGCCCGAGGAGGCCUCGGCAGGCCUCGCCGCGGUGUGCGCUUGUGAUGACGGCUUUGCGGUCGUCUCGCUGGCGACGGGAACGACGCAGGCGCAGCAUACGCUGGGCGCCGGUGAGGUGCUUGCACUUGCAGCGGGCCCGCGGCUGGAGCGUGCUGUGGUCUUCUCGCGCGAGCGGCUCGACGUGCUGCAGGUGGUCGAGGUGGCGACGGGCGCGGUGACCCGGACGAUCAAGACCAUGUCCGGCCCUGUGGUCUCGCUCGUUCUCGAUCCGACAGGCAACCUGGCGGUCACGGGCUCGACCGACGGCAAGGUGCGGGUUUGGAACGUGGACAAGGGCUUCUGCACCCACAACUUCAAGGGCCAUCGCGGUAUGGUCACCGCCGUCGCCUUUCAUCCGCAGCCGGAUACCUGGGUCGUCUUCUCGGGCGCCGACGACGGUACCAUCCGGGUGUGGGACAUGAUGAACGUGUCAUGCCUAGGCGUGAUGGAGGGCCACAUGUCGUCGGUCACCUCGAUUGCCUUUUCGUCCGACGGCUCGGUCAUGGUCUCGGCCUCGCGCGACGGCGUCAUCAUCGCCUGGUCCGUCCGCGACCGCAGCAUGCUCGCCACCAUUCCGGUCUACGAGAUUGUCGAGGCCGUCGUCAUUGUUGAGGCGAGCGAGCUGGCGUGCGAGAGCGCUGCCGGUGAGGCUGUUGAUCGCACGAGUGGCAAGAGCAAGAGCAAGGGCAAGAGCAAGGGCAAGAAGGGCAAGAAGGGGGCCAAGCUCGGCGACGGGCUCCUGGCGCUCACCGCCGGCGAGAAGGGCUGCAUCCGGGCGUGGUCGCUCUCGACCCAGCAGGUGGUGCGGACGCUGGCAACGCCGGGCAACCUUGCGCUCACCUCGCUGCUGGUGGUGCCUGGCGACGCGGUCGGCGCCGGCGAGGCUGGCUCGUUGGCGCUGCUGUCGACGACGGUCGAAUCGGACGUGCUGACGUACGCGCUGCCGGACGGGCAGCUGACCGCGACGCUCUCCGGCUACCACGACGAAAUCUUGGAUUCGGUGCUGGUGGGCGAAGACGAAGCCGGCAUGCCGCGCCAGGCGGUUGUUGCCUCCAACUCUAACGUCAUCAAGGUGGUUGACCUGGCGACCGGUUCGAGCUCGGUGCUCGAGGGCCAUGACGACGUGGUGUUUGGCCUUGCGCUGGCGCCGUCGGGCACCGCUCUCGCGUCGGCGUCCAAGGAUCGGACGGUCAAGGUGUGGGACAUGACCGGCGGGAAGCUGGUGGCCUCCGGCGCCGGCCACACCGACGCCGUCUCAGCCGUCACAUUCUUCUCGCGCGACUCGGGCAAGGUUGUGACCGGCUCCAAGGACAACACGCUCAAGGUGUGGCAGGUCAACGACACUGGUGACGUGAUGGAGGCGCUGGCCACAGCGCGCGCUCACCCCAAGGACAUCAACGCGCUCGCGGUCGCGCCCAAUGACAGCUUGGUCGCCUCGGCCUCGCAGGACAAGACGGUCAAGGUCUGGUCGCUGCCGGACCUUGACCCGGUUGCGACGCUCUCAGGCCACCGCAAGGGAGUCUGGGAUGUGCAGUUCUCGCGGGUUGACCGUGUCCUCGCCUCGGCCUCGUCCGACAAGACCGUCAAGAUCUGGUCGGCCCGUGACUACAGCUGCCUGCGGACGCUCGAGGGCCACGCGGCCUCGGUCCUUCGCGUCCGCUUUGUCUCGGCAGGUAUGCAGGUGGCGACGACGGCCGCCGACGGCAUCGUCAAGGUCUUCACUCUCAAGACCUCGUCGUGCGCGGCAACCAUCGACGCCCACAACGAGAAGAUUUGGGCGUUGGACGUCGCCGCCGACGGCGAGUACAUGCUGACCGGCGGCGCAGACUCUGCGCUCACCGUCUGGCGCGACCAGACCGCGGUCGUCGCCGCCGCCGCCGCUGCCGCCGCCGAGGACGUCGUCCUCAAGGAGCAGCGGCUCGCCAACGCGCUGGCCUCCUCCAAAUACUCGGAGGCGCUCGAACUUGCGCUCGAGCUCAAGCAGCCGCGCAACGCGCUCCGCGUGCUGCAAAAGCUCGACACGGCAGCGGCCAACCAGACCGAGCGCACCGCUGCGCUCGCCGAGCUCGUUGCCCCACUCUCGCCGGGCAAGCUCGAGACCCUGCUCGGCUUUGCCAAGAUGUGGAACACCAUAGCCCGCAACGCCUUUCUCGUCCAGUCGCUCCUGCACGCCGUCUUUACCUCGUUUGAUCCCGAGGAUCUGGUCAGCUCCAUGGAGGGCUCGCUCGGCAGCGUCCUCACCGCGCUCGAGCCGUACACCAUCAAGCAUGCCGCCCGGCUCGAUCGCCUCUACCAGGCCUCAUUCCUCCUCGACAUUACGCUCAACGAGAUGGACGUGCUGCAGCCGCUCGACGAGGCUCCAGGCGCCGCGACCAGCAAGCGCGCGCUAGACAACGAUAGUGACGACGACGACGCCGCAUCGAGCCCGUCUGACGAGUCUGCCGAGGACGACAGCGCGGCGGCGACCAGCGACGACGACGAGAGCUCGUCGCGGGCCCAGGCGACAAAGACCAAGCGUGGACGGUCGCUCCGGCACCGCUCGAGCCAGGCUGUGCGGCGGACGUAGCGCCUGCUGGCCAGAGAGACACAAUGAAUGAAGCCACGUUGGCAGAUACG